Molecule: messenger RNA, 2817 nt
Organism: Cloeon dipterum
Lineage: Eukaryota; Metazoa; Arthropoda; Insecta; Ephemeroptera; Baetidae
Product: runt-related transcription factor 3-like
Exons: 5
Coding region: 717-2378 (553 amino acids)
Biological process (GO): regulation of DNA-templated transcription
Cellular component (GO): nucleus
Molecular function (GO): DNA-binding transcription factor activity, RNA polymerase II-specific; RNA polymerase II cis-regulatory region sequence-specific DNA binding; ATP binding
Source: RefSeq, a predicted model, not a curated record
AAGGGACUAUUAAGUCAUCAACCCGAUGAUGCAUCACUGCAUGGUGACACAAAACAGGCAAAUGCCGCGUUUUGCCCUUUUAACUUCCUGCUUGUCCGCGAAAAAAAUGCGUGAAUCUAUUUCGGGAGCACGCACACGCAUACUUUGUCACAUGUGCAGUGCACUAGGCGCCUUCAGAUUAUUCAGCACGAUCAAAGAAUGGCGUGUAGCAAGCCGGCUGAUUCGCCUGAGAGCGCGAUGAGCACCAAGGCUGCUGACAGGUGCACGUGGCUCCUGCCGGCAGGAGACAGGUCGGUGUGCGUCAGACCGCCCAUGGAGCGGCGAGGCACGCCUCUGGUCCGCAAAAGAGGCGGCGCUUUGCUGCCCGACAGCGUCUGCGGCCACCGCACCUUGGGCGCCUUCCAAAGGUGGCCGGACAGGGCGCGGACGGGACCGGACGCAUGCGUCGAAGCCGCUUGGACGGCAUCAUUUGGGCCUGAAUUUAAUACGUACACUGAUUGUCGGGGGCGAGGAGGGGGAACGCUCUGCUCGCUGGCCGCUACCGCUGCCGCCGCCGGAGAGGAGGUGGUAGAAUCAUAUGCUGAAACCACAACACAGAAAUGAACAGCUAGGGAGCCAGCAGGCCUUUCAUUCGCCGUCCAGAGUGCCAAGUGCGAGCACACCACGCGCGACUUCUCUCCCGAAUCUCGGCCUGGUGCGAUCUCUCACGGUCGUUGAUGCUGAUCAGCACCAAUUCUAUGCAUUUACCGGCUUCGCGGGCCUCAAACGUCACCCUGUCCGAGGAGGCACCCGUGCUCAGCACCCUGCAGGACACGACCAACAAGAUGUCCUCGUCGGACACGGCCGUGCAGAACUCGGCGGGGACGAGUAGCACGGCCUCCGGCGGAGGCAACGGUGGUGGAGGCGGCAACAACAGCGGAGGCGAGUUCUGGUGGACGGAGCGGAUGCUGUGCGAGGUGCAGUCCGAGCACCCUGGCGAGCUCAUCCGCACCGGCAGCCCCUACUUCCUCUGCUCGGCCCUGCCGCCGCACUGGCGCUCCAACAAGACCCUGCCGGUCGCCUUCAAGGUGGUCGCCCUGGGCGAGGUCAUGGACGGGACGGUGGUCACCGUGCGCGCCGGCAACGACGAGAACUACUGCGCUGAGCUGCGCAACUGCUCGGCCAUCAUGAAGAACCAGGUGGCCAAAUUCAACGACCUCCGCUUCGUCGGCCGCAGCGGCAGAGGAAAGAGUUUUUCGCUGACAAUCACGAUCAACACGUCUCCACCACAGAUCGCGACGUACAGCAAAGCCAUCAAAGUCACCGUGGACGGACCCCGCGAACCGCGCAGUAAGACUCUUCCUGAUUUUUUCUCAGGUCAACAGCAGCAGUUCCGUGCAAUCGCCCUCGGGCAGCGGCCGUACCUUGACUCGCACCCCUUCGGCAACCACCACCUUCGCGACAUUGAAAACUUCAGGCGGAAGUCGGCGGACAACUCGUCGUCGUCUUCGUCCCUUGGCAACGCCAACUCGGCGUCGGGGACGCCAAUGGCCACUUUCAAGACUCCUCACACGCCACCUUCGACAGAUCCGAUUGCUGUGAGCGUUGCAUCCACAGACAUGGACCUACCACCUACUGAGAGUUCGUGGAACGGCUUCUGUUCCAGCACCUACCCCUCGUACCAUUUGACCUCUUCCCCUCUGCAGUCUUCGGGCUACACACCUUUUGCAACAGACAUUUCCACAUUAGCUGAAACAAAUCCAACCCCUAUUUCACACCACCUAACUUCAGGUUUGUCGGACCACUCGGCGAUGUCCGGCGAUUACACGUACAGCGAGGUGCGGCCGAAGGGCGAAAUGGAUGUGCUGGGCAGCCGGCAGGGCGCCGACUCGUACUCGCCGCUGCUGAUGCGCUACUCGAGCGACCAGACGAGCACGCCGACAGGGUAUCUGCACACGGGCACGUCACCAACGUCGUCGCCGACGCCACUGUCGCUGAUGCCGUCGACGCCGUCUAACAGCUCGUACAUCAUCAUGCACAACAACUACUCGUCCAACUCGUCGUUCUACGGCAGCGCCCCGUGCCCCGGGGGCGGCUCGAGUCCAGCCACCUCGUCCACCUAUCUGCCGCCCCCGAUCCUCUAUCCGCACCUGUACAAUCAAAACCACCAAAUCCACCUGCACCUGCCGCACGACGCCGUCGAGCACAAGCCCGACGUGCAGUACGUGGCGGCGACGGCGCCGCAGGACGAGCUGGCUGUCGUGACCAGCACCAGCAACGUCACCAUCUCGGGCUCCAGGACCAUCGAGCAGGGACCGUUGAUAGCCGACACGCAGCCAGAAGACUCGCGCUACACGAACGAUCGGCACGCGGACCCGUCUGUGUGGAGACCCUACUAGAGUAAUCGUCGUUUCGGAAGCAGGAUUGUUAUCGUGAUCUCUCUGUUCUACUCAAAAAGUGACACUGAUUGUUUCCUAGAACUCGCCUAGAGCGAUUGAAGAAGCGCGUGGAAUGUGUCGUUAAUCGAUGUUAUCAUUCAUUUUCACAGACGAACGAGUUUUUUGUCAGGGAUUUUGAGCCUUGCUUUAUUCUGCUUAAAUUGCUUUUAAUCUCAGCUGUUUUACUCUGCGUUCGAUUGUUAACAGUUUUACUCUCUAUCAAAGCCAAAUAUCUAGUUAUUUUGUAAGGAAUGUCAGGUGCUGUAAAUUUUUAUUAUCUUUGUUAAGAUUUGUGUUUAGGGGAUUGCAUUGAUUCAACCUCUUCGUUUUUAUACAGCAAUUACAUUUUUGUAAUGUGCAAUAAUUGUAAAUUGAAAAAUAAACGCGAAAUAUGACAAUU